AUGCCCCAGCAGCAACAUCACCCAUUCCAUGCGGUCACUUCAGCCGACACCAUUCCUCAGUCCCAGCAUCCCUACCAACAUCCUUCCGAGCUCUCCUCAUUAGGUUCUCAUUUGCCUCUGAUCCCUACCCAUACCCCACAACAGCGUCCAGAGCAGCAGCAACACCAACAACUACCGCUCCAACAAUUGCAACAUGAACAACAACAGUACAAUACAUCACAAACGUUAAUUAACCCCCCUAUUGGUCUUCAAGCCCGUCUACCACAAUAUCAUGCCAGUCAACAACGCGUGCAGCGAGCAGCAGCGCCCAAGCAGAAACCUGCGUCCCAUUACGGAGCCCGCUACAAUCCCCUGGCAACGGCUUCCAGCUCUGUGUCCUCCAUUGCGCAUUCACACAUCCCUACGCUUCCCAAUAUCCAGCUCGGACAGUCCCCUACAGGAGUCCAAACAUCAAACUAUGUCUCUUCAGCGCAAUCAAGUUCACCCGGAAUGGGUCCCAACCAGCUCUUCUCUUCAAACUUGAGCAUGGACUCUGACCUGCACCCUAUGUCAGGGUCAAGUGGCAUAUCGAUGGAUGGCACUUCGAGAUCGAUGCCGAUCCAGCAAGCAUCGCUGCCUCCCCGCUCAAACUCUCUCGUGGUUCCAUCAUGGCCGCCUUCUCAUAUACCAGGCUACGUUCAAAGCUACGAGCAACAACAACAGCAACAACAGUACUCCCAUGGUUCUAGCCUGAUGAGCCAAGGCGUAACUACCAACACGGACCACUCAGGCUUGGCUUCAGCUGCCAACUUUUACACCACGGCAGGGUCUGUGGGCGGCGAUUUUAAGCUGCCUGCCUUUGAUGUUAAGGCGUAUACGUUCCGCAAAAAGUCCCGCCACUAUGUCGCCGUCAAGCAAGGAAAUGCCCUUCGUAUCGAGCCCAUCAUUUACCUCAAGACUAGCAUUCUCGACCAUCAACAAGACGUGGUCAGGAACUGGGACUAUCUUCGCUUCUCACCUCAUCGCUUCCGCGACAAUGCCCUUCCCAAAAAAAAGCUGACCGCCGAAGAAAUGAGGUCUGCACGGAUAUUGGACGUUGACAUUUCUUUGAUCUCACCGAACAACAAGAACAGACUCAUCGAGGAAUCUUGCCCCGCCUGCGUCAUGCGAAUGGAUGGAGAGCGCAAGAUUAUGCAAGUGCUUGCCAAGAACUUCAAGGUGACGCACACGGGAGAGCCAGUAAUCGACAUUCGGAAGGGCCAUGCUAUCGUCUGCAUAAAGCUCAACUGCUACAGCGAUCACCACAACGAGCAGGAGGGCUUUGUUGUCAGGAUGCAGACGUUGUCGUCGAUUGUGGAUAUUGGCAGCUCCGUCAAACUCCGCAUCUGCUGUGAAGCUCGAUCGAAGGCUGGGACCACGGAGGUUGAAGUCGAGGAGGAGGAUGGUCUGACCGAUAUCGAUGCACCUGCCUCUCUCGGGUCGCGAUCGCCAUCAGGACAGGAACGUCCCGCCCAAAGUCCCUCCUUGAGCUAUGGAAGCGAGAGCCCCGGUCCAAAGGUCCGAGUUCGUCAGCGGUCAGUCAACUCUAGUUCUGUGGCAUCGCCUCGAUCGGUGGACGAUCGAAUCAUCAACUCUCUGGCAGUCGAAUCAAACUUGAGUGUACGGAACGGCGGACCCACCUCUUCAGCGUCUGUUUCAUCGACGCUGGCUACAAAGCCACCAGUCUUUCGCAAGAUCUACCCCCUGACACCGAGCGAGGGGUCAUGCCUUGGUGGCACUCGUGUCACUAUCCACGGAGCCAACUUUGACAUUUUGCGGAACCCAGUCGUGUACUUCGGAAAAGCUCGGGCCGAGCUGGUCAUUGUGUCGCACCACGACGUGAUGGAAUGUACCACUCCCCCGGCUGAAGGUCUCAAGCCAGGUAUCGUCAAUGUCCAGAUUGUCUCGGAGGCAGAGCUACUGAGCCCUGAUGCAGACAGUGUCGAGUUUAUGUACACUGUUCCACCAGACUAUGACCUCUACAACUUGGCCGCAACGUCACUCUCCUAUGCCAUGGCAAACGAGUAUCCCCUCGACGACAGUCUGGCGUUUAUUCUGAGAGCACAUCGGUCAGGAGCAGGAUUAGAUCCGCUUCAAGGGUGGGGCGUUGACCAAUGGACUGGGUCGACAGGGAGCAGUCUGGAUCUCGGGAUUUCUUGGACGGCCAAGGAAGAUUUGGUGCUAGAUUUCUUGCGAGUCAUUCAAGUUCUGGCACCAGGACGUACCUUGCCUGCCUUCACGACGGAGACGGGGCAUAGUUUGCUGCAUAUUGCUGUUCAAUACAACAUGGUUCGUCUGGCAAAGGAGCUGGUGGCAAUGGGCAUCGACCACACUGCCGUUGACAGGAACCAAAUGCCUGCGUUGGUUUUUGCAGAGAUGCUGUCGAGUACGGAGAUGAUUCAGGUGCUGUCGAGCGCCAAGGUCCCACCACGACCAAAAGUGCCACCACUUUUCGCCCCAGCGACGACUCGCCCGAGCAUGAAGGAAAUGGUGGCGUCGCUGAUCCAGAAACACGAGGCGACACUGAUCAAUGUCCUACAGCAAGAACAAGAGCGCAAGCACAAGGAGCUGAUGAGUCUUCGGGACCGAUCUCUCCGUAUCAUGGAACUCAAAGAUCAAGCAUUGGGCAAAGAGUCUAUGGAUGAAGAGGCGGAGGAUGCUCAGUCGUCGCCUUUUCUCAGCUCUCUGGGCGAGGGUUCACCUGAGAGGGACCUCUCGACUGAUGAGCAAGGACGCAAGCGGAAAUCUCAGAUUGAUAUACCGAUCGAUUGGACUCUGGCCAAAAAGCUCAACAUCGAGGCAUCCCCUCCCCUGUCAGCUCAGGAUGUCUUGUCUGUUGUGGAUUCCGGUCGAAUGUCGUUUAUCAAGAACGGAUGUCAGCUCUGGGAGAGUUCGAGAGGCGCGCAACUCUUUGGAGACUUGGUCUCGUUUGGCCAGCCAGCAGGACUCCAGAUCUGGGCAUGCGAUUCUGUGACUUUGACCUCAUUCGAUCUUACCUCUGGUACAUAUCCUUCCGCAAAAGUCUCCAAGGACUCUUCUCUGGCCGUCUUAGCUCUGUCGACAACGGGAUUGCAUCUCUUCAAGGAGGACUCUGUUAGUCAGGACCAUGUCAACAAGAGUAUGGAGAACUGGAGUCUGGUGGAGAUUGAGCAGAUCAAAUUCUUGGAGGAGGAUUUGGAAGAGAUGACGAUCCGUGUCGACAUGUGUGGUCUUGUUCCUCGAGGAGGUCGCAACCUGUUGGGUGAGCGCAUCGAGAUCAAAUCGACAGCUGCCAGCGAUAUUGUCAAGGCCAUCUCGGAGGCUCAGACGCGCCUGGAUCGGCACCAACGGGUGGCGACACGGCAUUGUUGGGCCGAAUCGCAGCUGAAGCUCUGGAGUACACUCUUUGGGGUCGAGGCGCGAGAGUUUGAUGCUGUUCUGACGGACCAUUUGGAUUUUGAGGACGGUGUCUUGACGAUGAAGCCGACCGGGGAAGACAGGAGGGGCGGUCACAGCGUGCAGAUGAUUGGUGCCGUCCUUGCCUCGACUUGCUCUUUGAACAACUGCCAGAGCAUUGAUUUCUCUGGAGUCAAGGCCGAGGAUGACGGAUGGAACAAGCCAGAGUUGAUUCGACAGCUGGAGCGGACCGUCCGGACCAAGAAGGAUGUUGUCGUUGGCUGGAAUUUUAGUCGUUGUGGAUGGACGCCGUCAACAAUACAUGGAUUCGUCAAGGGAUUCAACUCGACUAAAGCCACUAUGGAGGAGACUCUGACACGUUGCGCCCAAAUCAUUCUUGCCGAGAACCAUCUGAAUGGCGACGACUCUGCUGGACACGCCUUGGUCGAGUGUAUCAGUCGGAUGGUGGGGCUCGAGACGUUGGACGUUACUGGCUGUGACAUUGGCCUGGUCGGCAUGGACAAUCUCGUCCAUCACAUCAAGGGCCUAGUUAACCUGAGGGUCGGAGGUAACAGAUGUGACCAACGCUGGUGGACAUGGACAGAUACUCUACUCCAGCGCAACCCCAAGCUCCAGUCUUGCCACAUUGGAGCGUCCAUCAAGGUUGACAACCCAAGCGCGAGUCUUUUGAGUCUAGAGAGACUGCAGUCGCUAGACCAACUCGUCGAGCUUGACCUUACAGACUCGUUGAUCACCGCCGGCACUCUCAACACUCUAACCAGGUACCUCCAGGUCGAUGCUUCUCACCACCUCAAGACGCUGACGCUGUCGCACUGUCAACUGGACUGGUGCUCGAGUCUGGCCGGGCUGUUCAGGACGAUUUGCGACAUCAACACGUCGACGAAGUUUACACUGAACGUUGGUCGCAACCCGCUCUUUGACAAGGAGGAAUCCGUCAGAGCUUGGAUCGAGUCGGUGGAAGGGGCAAAAGUCAGUGUACCGUUUGGAAUCCAGAUGGACGAGUUGGUGGUGGCCGAUUGUACUCUUCAGCAGAUCCUGGGACCUCUUGCUGCCGCGACCUGUUUCAACGAACUCAACUUUAAGGGACUAUAUGUCAAGCAGGACUCCCGAUCCCCUACUUCCUCCUAUGACGAGAUGCGCCUUCAGACUGUUCCAGUUGCCGCAUCACCCGAAAGCUGUCGUGCCUUGGGCAAGAUCCUGGAAUCCAACUCGAUACUGGUGAUGCUCGACAUUUCAGGAACAACAACAGUCUCUGAGGGAGUCGGUCGGUCGAUGGGAGGAUUUGGUCGUCAUAUCUCGCUGGCGUUCCCUGGCCUAGGUCGAAACCCGACCCUCCGUAUCCUUACACUUGAUCACAACCGAUUUGGCGAGGAAGGUCUAUCAGAAUUUUGCCAGGCCCUUCGAUCAAACUCUAACCUGCGUGUUUUGACCUGCGACGGAAACGACAUUUUCACUCCAAAAGGACUCUGCAGCAUCGAGAGGAUCUUUUCACCUGCAUCGCCCCUGUCCCUCUUGCCGUCACCCACUUCCGGAGAAGGAGGAUACCAGUCGGCAGAGAUGAUGGAUGUGGACGCCUCUAUCGCCAACACUGGCGAGCAGCAGUACAAUCGGACUCUAUGUAUUUGGCCGCUUGGUCAGGACGAGAUUUUGAUGCAUGUUGAAUUGCUGUCACAUGAUAUCGCACGAUUGAAGGAGGAUAGGGAUCGUUUGGAAAAGCGACUGACUCGCAGCCGCGAUCUAACGAGCGAGAGCGAUGUCAAGGUGCUGAGUGGGGCGUUUGAGGACCUGAAGAAACGAAUUGCGGUGGCCAAACGGGCACAGCUUGAGUACUCGGAGACGCAUGCACGUAUAGUCAAGGUCAUCUCUGACAACAACGAGCGUGUCAAGCGUACCCUCUAA
Linnemannia hyalina is the source of this 5313-nucleotide messenger RNA. The record is from the annotation of a GenBank genome assembly. Lineage: Eukaryota; Fungi; Mortierellomycota; Mortierellomycetes; Mortierellales; Mortierellaceae.